Molecule: messenger RNA, 665 nt
Organism: Folsomia candida
Lineage: Eukaryota; Metazoa; Arthropoda; Collembola; Entomobryomorpha; Isotomidae
Exons: 3
Coding region: 82-555 (157 amino acids)
Source: RefSeq, a predicted model, not a curated record
AAGACAGAUCCAGGCAUCAGUCAUCACCAGUUAUCCAUCAAUAUUAAUAAAUUUACGAGUAACUUUAACAUUUUGAAGAAAAUGGUUUCUAAAUCGACCAUUCUGAUUGUCCUGGCUGUAGGUCUUGUCUGCACGGCUAAUGGUCAGGGUUCCUCGUGCAAGGAUAAGUGCUGGCAAUAUCUGCAGUGCAAGAACAGCUGGUACAAUUAUUUCAACAGUCCAUCUACAGAGUCCUUGUGUACCAAGCCGAUAGGUUGCAGUUGUGCUUGUAUGACUGGGACUGGCUCUGCCGCUGCGACGACGACGGUUGCAGCUACCCAGGCCGGUACUUGCGGAAGGGAUUGCUCUACCUUCCUUUCGUGCAAGUACACGUGGGAAAUUUAUCAUGGAAUGCCGUCAGUGGUGAAGAGCUUUUGCAAGGAUCCGGCUGGUUGUGCGUGUGGCGCCAUCUGCUAUGACCAAGCAACUGCAACAACUGCUCCAUCAGCGAGUACAACGGUGGCGGCGACAACUACUCUGGCGGCGACAACUACCAUGGCGGCGAGUACGACAUAAGAAAGAAAGGUGAAAUGAAAGAAUGUGUAAUGGCGGUUACAUCUGAAAUGAAUAAAAUUAGCAAUUUAAUGUUACUAGAGGAUAUGAAAAUAAAAUCUGAAUUACCAUUC